Messenger RNA from Prorocentrum cordatum, 150 nucleotides. The record is from the annotation of a GenBank genome assembly. Lineage: Eukaryota; Dinophyceae; Prorocentrales; Prorocentraceae.
GUGUACAUAGCUGGAAGUUACACGGCGAAGCCCCCCGGCCCACCGCCGCAGACAGGAGGCAUGGGGCUCGAGCCGCCCUUCCUCGCCGUGGGCGCGUCGCGCAAGGCGCGCAGCCUGGCCGGCCCCGGCGGGGUGCCGAUGAGCAUGACG